Messenger RNA from Chanos chanos (milkfish), 1095 nucleotides. RefSeq names its product hydroxysteroid (17-beta) dehydrogenase 12a (gene hsd17b12a). The coding region runs from base 1 to 1095 and encodes 364 amino acids. Gene Ontology annotation, cellular component: endoplasmic reticulum. The transcript has 12 exons. Gene Ontology annotation, molecular function: oxidoreductase activity. NCBI's taxonomy places the organism in Eukaryota, Metazoa, Chordata, Actinopteri, Gonorynchiformes, Chanidae. The record is from RefSeq and is a predicted model, not a curated record.
AUGUAUGACUCUGAACGCAUGCGGAGGAGGUCCAUGUCCGAGUGCAUUUGUCUGAAACUGAGUAGCCAAGGCUGCCAGUUACACUUCAGCACCAUGGACAGCGCAAGUCAGACACCACGCAGAGUAAACGCUAUCAGGCAGUCGUUUAACAUGGAGGACAUGUUUCGUCUGGUCGAGACACCGGUGUAUUGGGUCGGUGCACUUACAUCGGCCUUAUUAGCGCUGUGGCUGGUAUACAAGCUGGUCUCCGGUUUUCGAAUAUGGGUGUUGGGGAACGGAGACUUACUCUCCCCCAAACUGGGAAAAUGGGCAGUUGUAACGGGAGCCACGGAUGGAAUUGGGAAAUCCUACGCGGAGGAGCUUGCUCGACGAGGGUUUUCCAUGAUGCUUAUCAGUCGUUCCCAGGAGAAGCUGGACGAUGUCGCCAGGUCCCUGGAGAGUCAGUAUAAAGUGGAGACAAAGACCAUCGCUGUUGACUUUGGAGAAGUAGAUAUCUAUCCAAAGAUUGAGGCUGGGCUGGCUGGACUGGAAAUCGGCAUUCUGGUGAACAAUGUUGGCAUCUCCUACCCUUACCCCGAAUUCUUCUUGCACCUCCCUGAUCUGAAUAAUUUCAUCAACACCAUGAUCAAUGUAAACAUCACUUCAGUGUGCCAAAUGACCCGCCUUGUGUUGCCCAGGAUGGUCGACAGAUCUAAAGGUGUGAUCCUGAACAUCUCCUCGGCCAGUGGCAUGUUCCCAGUCCCACUGCUCACUAUCUACUCUGCCACCAAGGCAUUUGUUGACUUUUUCUCCCGUGGACUCCACGCAGAAUACAAGUGUAAAGGGAUCAUCAUUCAGAGCGUGCUGCCUUUCUUCGUGGCCACUAAAAUGACGAAGAUCAGGAAACCCACUCUGGACAAGCCCACCCCUGACCGCUAUGUAGCUGCUGAACUGACUACGGUAGGAGUGCAGGACCAGACCAACGGCUACUUCCCUCAUGCUGUCAUGGGCUGGGUGACCACUGUUCUUGCCCCUAUCCAGUUGGUCAUCUACCUGGGCAUGCGCAUGAACAAGGGUCAGCGUGCCGGCUACCUCAGGCGAAGGAAGCUGAGAUAG